This is a messenger RNA of Gongylonema pulchrum, 477 nucleotides long. Lineage: Eukaryota; Metazoa; Nematoda; Chromadorea; Rhabditida; Gongylonematidae. The record is from the annotation of a GenBank genome assembly.
AUGGAUCUGCACGCAGUAGCGAUGGAACCGGAGCAGUAUCCAGUACAGACUGCUACUUCACCAGGACAGCUCUCUGGUGGUGGUCUGAAAGCACGAAAUUCGCUGGGCCUCAAACUGCAAAUCAGUGCUCCUCCUGCUAAUGAAGCCAACAGAGUGCUCUGGACACUGGAUACACCGGAUGAAUCGUCGCCGACUUCACUGAGCCCACAGAAGGAUGCGCGAAGCGAUGAUUCCGGCUUUUCAUCCGACGAAAAUGCACAGUUUCUCAUCGAAAAAAUUAGCAAAUUAGGUAUUUUCGAGAAAGAGGGCAAUCACUCAAAAUUCCAAAGGCUUGGUGCAGAUAUUAAGCACGACUACAAGUGGAGUAUGUAUCUCUGGACAAAAAGGCAUGACGUAGUUGAGUCGGUAUGUAUUACCUCACAUCACUGGACUUUUACACUGGCAGUUCCUGGAUCUCCUUUACUUGCUUAUAGCUGA